CUAAUUGUGAUAAUAUCUCUGUCCAUAUUUGAUCCGUAAAAUACGAUUUUGUGUCUUAUUAACUAACUACUACUUCUCAAAGCUUAUUAGCUCAGUAGCUUAGCAUCUGAGAAUAAAAAACCAGCGGCAGCAAUAAGCUUCUCUUUUUCUCUCAUUUUGUCCGAGUGUUAUGGCAUUGACUGCUUCUUUUGCGCCAUUCUCCAUUCCAGGAGGUGGCCAUGUCAAGGCAUCUCAGGAGCUAUGUUUAACAAAGCGUAAUUGUUCUGGGCUUGGAUCUGGGCCUGGACUCGGGCCUGGGCCUAAGCUCACUGCUCAGAGAAGAUCACACUCCGCUGUCAGCAGGAAUCGCAGGUCAUCUAUUUGUGCAGAAUACCGAGAAGGGGGAGGUGGAGGUGUGGAUUUUCUUGCCGGAUUUCUUACGGGAGGUGCAAUUCUUGGGACUGCAGCUUAUAUCUUUGCCCCCCAGAUCAGAAGAUCUCUACUAAAUGAGAACGAAUAUGGGUUUCGCAAGGCAAAAAGACCAAUGUAUUAUGACGGAAGAUUAGAGAGGACCAGGCAAACAUUGAACAGAAAGAUAACCCUUGUUGCUGGACUUAUAUUGUCAAAUUCUGAAUUGCGAACAUCAUAUAAGUGA
Molecule: messenger RNA, 634 nt
Organism: Arachis stenosperma
Lineage: Eukaryota; Viridiplantae; Streptophyta; Magnoliopsida; Fabales; Fabaceae
Exons: 5
Coding region: 170-634 (154 amino acids)
Cellular component (GO): chloroplast thylakoid membrane; chloroplast inner membrane
Source: RefSeq, a predicted model, not a curated record